This is a messenger RNA of Physella acuta, 1436 nucleotides long. RefSeq names its product tubulin delta chain. Gene Ontology annotation, molecular function: GTP binding; structural constituent of cytoskeleton. Gene Ontology annotation, biological process: microtubule-based process. Gene Ontology annotation, cellular component: microtubule. Lineage: Eukaryota; Metazoa; Mollusca; Gastropoda; Physidae. The record is from RefSeq and is a predicted model, not a curated record.
AAAAUGUCAACAGUUCACAUUCACAUUGGUCAGUGUGGAAACCAAAUGAGCAUUCCUUUAUGGAAAAACUACUCUAAUAGCUGUGACAAAGGAGCUGAGCAUUUGUUCAAAUCAAUGGAUGGAUGGCAAAGAAGUAUUCACAUUGACAGCGAGUCUAAAGUUAUCUACUCUCUUCCCAAAACAUUUAAAGUGCGUGAGAAAAAUAUUAUUGUUGGGAAAAGAGGUAGAGGGACUAACUUUGCUUUGGGAUACACUGGUAUGACAUCUCAAGGGGAUGAUCAUCUCAUGGAGGAGAGUAUGGAAGCAGUGAGAAAAGAAACUGAAAGAUGUGACAUGUACAGUGGAUGUGUUGUAUACCACAGUUUAAGUGGUGGGACUGGCUCGGGUCUAGGAUCACAUCUGAUAGAGCUAAUGAGAGACAGCUAUCCAUGUAGCAACAUCUUGUCCUGUGCUGUAGCACCUUGUGCCAGUGGUGAAAGCCCUCUUCAAAACUAUAACGCUCUCUUAGGCCUGCAUUGGCUGCAGAGUUACUCUGAUUCAAUAAUCUUGCUUCCGAAUGAUUAUUAUAUCAAUCAUCUUAAUCAUCUGCUUCAAGCUGGUGAAUCAAGUAAUUUAGAAAUGCAUGGCCAGUUGUCGUUUCAAGAUGUGAACAAGACUAUAGCAAACAAUCUAAGUGGUGUUUUUUUACCUACAAAUUCAUUAUCAACUGCGAAGGGAUUGAGUUUAGGACAAGAGCCAUGGGAGCUUAUUCGAACUUUGACCCCUAUGCCAUCUACAAAGUUCAUCACUCUCACACAACACACAUCAAAGAAACUUUCAUGGGAAGGAUUGACGUCCAAAAUUUUACAGUACAAUCCAAAGUUUGACAGCAAUGGAGAACCCACACGAGCUCUCUCUGCCACAGUGGUAGCUCGUGGAGAUGCUGAUAACACUUUCCUCUCCACUAUGAAAACAACACAGGAAAGAAAAAUAAAGAGGGGGCUUAAUUUUGUUGACUGGAAUCCUUACCCUAUUGACUACUGGAGAGCUAAAGCCAACACAAUAGGUUCAAAAGAAAGUCGUAGUUUAACUCUGGCCAUUAACUCUACUGGAUUCUUAGACCAUGUGCAGACCAUUUUAUCAAGAGCAUUGAUUAAACUUGAGUCUCGGGCCUAUGUGCACUGGUAUUAUCGUCAUGGAAUAUCUGAGGAAAUAUUUCAAGAAAGUGUGGAAACAUUGGGCAGGAUUUUAAAUGAAUACCACAUGAUGACAAAAACAUAAUUUUAGCAACUGAAUGGAGCAAUAAAAAAUUAUUUGGAAAUGGUUUUGUGCAUUGUCUGAGGGACAAGGGAGUUUAACAAAUGAAAAUGCCACUUCCAAGUACCAGUUAGACAAUGUAACAAGGGAAGUCAUCACUACAGAGCCCACAUCAUUGGCUCAUGCAUCUACCAUUGUAG